Molecule: messenger RNA, 736 nt
Organism: Notothenia coriiceps (black rockcod)
Lineage: Eukaryota; Metazoa; Chordata; Actinopteri; Perciformes; Nototheniidae
Product: paired box protein Pax-7-like
Exons: 4
Coding region: 100-663 (187 amino acids)
Source: RefSeq, a predicted model, not a curated record
UGGUUCAGCAAUCGAAGGGCCAGGUGGCGAAAACAAGCAGGAGCCAAUCAGCUAGCAGCUUUCAACCACCUGUUGCCGGGUGGAUUUCCUCCCACAGGGAUGCCAACACUUCCAACGUACCAGCUGCCAGAGUCCAGCUAUCCAACCAACACUCUGUCCCAAGACGUUAAUGGUACAGUCCACCGCCCACAGCCGUUGCCUCCAUCCACCAUGCACCAGGGCGGUCUGGCCAGCCCUGACAGCGGCUCGGUCUACGGCCUGGCCUCCAACCGCCACGGCUUCUCCACCUACUCUGACUCCUUCAUGAGCUCUGCUCCCAGCAACCACGUCAACCCUGGCAGCAACGGACUCUCACCACAGGUGAUGAGCAUGCUGGGUAACCCCAGUGCUGUUUCCUCUCAGCAACAACACGACUUCUCCAUCUCGCCGCUCCACAGUGCCUUGGACUCCUCUCCUUCCAACGCCCUCUCAGCCAGCUGCAGCCAGCGCUCAGCUGAGAGCUCCAUGAAGACAGUGGACAGCCUUUCGUCAUCCCAGUCCUACUGCCCCCCCACAUAUAGCACUACCAGCUACAUGGACCCCGCUGUGGCUGCUGCCAGCUACCAGUACACACAGUACGGCCAGAAUAGGCUCAAUCUUGGAGGCAGAGGACUCUCACCGUGACUGCUCAACAGGGAUUUAAGGUAUAAGGCUGGUUGACAGGAAUAACAGCUUCCUUUAGAGGGCCUCGCUAAAC